Pocillopora damicornis (cauliflower coral) is the source of this 915-nucleotide messenger RNA. Its product is annotated as cyclin-dependent kinase 2-associated protein 1. The record is from RefSeq and is a predicted model, not a curated record. Gene Ontology annotation, cellular component: nucleus; cytoplasm. NCBI's taxonomy places the organism in Eukaryota, Metazoa, Cnidaria, Anthozoa, Scleractinia, Pocilloporidae.
CCGGCAUUCCCUGAAGUUUUAGAAUUUUCCGAAAGCGAGUGAAACGACGCCAUAUCUAAUCCGAAAGCUUGGUACUGUACUCAGUUGAAACUCUUCCUGGUUAGAAUGGAGAGUAAAAUGCCACAACCUGCACAAGGAGCGAGUUCUUCGACUGCCAAUCCGCAGAGCACCACUAAUUCCAGCCAAAAUUCUCCUGGAAAAUACGCAGAGCUUUUAGCAGUGAUCGAAGAAUUAGGAAAAGAUAUUCGUCCUACCUACGCUGGCAGUAAAAACGCCGCUGAACGUUUAAAGAAGGGUAUUAUGCAUGCUAGGGUGCUGGUUAGGGAAUGCCUCGUGGAAACUGACAGAUGUGCAAGACAGUAGCACCAAUGACCAGGUCAGCUCUUGUCAAGAAUAAAUGUCUGUUAUGAAGUAACAUUUCAAGAAAGCUGGAAGUUGUGGCCAUGAAAAGCUGUAACUGGAGAAGAAGUAUGAUGCAUCAAGCAAUUAGCAAAAUUCUCUGAUUCAAAAAUGCAUUUUUCAAUCUCUGAAGUCCAAACUUUUUCACCCUGGGAGCUAAAGAGAACUAUACAAUCAUGUAGAUGAUAUUGUGAUAGAGAAGUAUGCUCCAGAAAGCAUAUAACUUUCCUCUCUGCAAUGAAAAAUUGUAAAGAAAUUUUUCUCUUGCUGCUGUUUUUAUUCAUUUUUUUUAAUAGUAAGCUUAAACCUUUAGAAAAUUGUUGUAAAAGGUGUUAAAAGUUUGUCCAGGGAUGUCACCACUUUGAACUUUGUUCUGCAACUUGGCUGCUAACAUAUGAAAUAAUAAACCUUUACUUUGCAACAUGGAAUCAAUUUGAACAUGAGCUCAGGCUGAAUGAGGACAUAGAGGUGGAUAAUGAAGCAAGAACUGUUUGAGAAGCACAAGUUUUGGAUCCU